AUCAGCCUCAGUGACUCUGAGUACAGCAAACGGAAGCUGAUCCUUCCCACAGACGGAGAAUAAACAGACAUGAAAAUGGGUUUGAAACAGAGUCAUUCUCGCUUUAAACUUCUCCCUGUGAAGAAUCCUGAACUCUGGUUCGAUUCUUCUUCAAAUCACAUUUCUGUGGUGUCACGGUCGACGAUGUGGGCUCUGACAGCAGCUGUCAACACAUCGCCGUGCUCCCGGUGUUUCACCGACCCUUCCGGUAACUUCAUGAAGUUGAUGUGGAGAAGAAGAGGAGCAGGGCUGAAGAUGAUGAAUCAUUCUGCUGUGGGGAAAAUCCCAACGAGAGAUCUGAGUACCUCUGUUAACACCCUCCAGUAUGAUUUAAAACCAGGCCCACCAACAUCUGAACCUGGCAGACUGAUGUUUGAUACGCAUGCUGUGGUUCGACUCUUCGAGAACAACGGCUUCACAACGCAGCAGGCUGAAGUGAUUGUUAAAGUACUAGUGAGGAUGACGAACACCAACAUGGAGGUCAUUUACAGCGACAUGGUGACCAAAGUGCAGCAGGAGAUCAUGCUGCAGCGUGUGAUGUCUCAGAUAGCGGCUGUAAAGAAGGACAUGAUUAUCCUUGAAAAGAGCGAGUUUUCGACUUUACUGGCAGAGAAUGAGAAACUAAAGAUCCAGUUACUGCAGCUUAAAGUACAACUGGCUGAUGUCCUGAAUAAAGUUCGCUCAGACACGAUCCUGGACAUGAAUCUGGAGAAAAGUCGUGUAAAAGAAUUGAAAGCAGAGCAUGAAAGGAAACUUCUAGAAACACGGACUGACAUAAUGGAAAUGACGGCAGAGCAGGAACGAUAUUUAACUCAGACCAACAUGAAAAUAGACACUGAAGUGGCUGGUUUGAAAACCAUGUUAGAGUCUCAUAAGCUUGAUACGAUCAAAUACCUCGCAGGUUCAGUGUUCACCUGUCUAACUGUGGUCCUUGGUUUCUAUCGUAUUUGGAUGUAAGCAUCACUACAGCUCUGAUUUUAUUAUAAACUCUGGUAACACUUGAAUUUUCAUUUCUUUUGCAGUGUUAGUAUUUUCUCAGAAGUUAGAUAAUGGAAGAAAACAUUUGAUCAAGUUAAAGUUAUAUUGACUUUAGAAAGCUUUAACCGUUGUGGGCCUUAGGCCGAUAAAUUUAAGCUGCCUUUCUCUUUGUUUGUUUUAUUUUUUCUGUACAGUUGGCAGGUGUACUUAUUAAAAGUUUUAUGUCCAUUUUUAUUCCCAUGGAAAAUAACGGUCAUUCUGGAAACUCUCCAUUUAGAUAAUGUACAAACAUUUAUAAAGGAUUUGUGUUUCCAGAAAAAUCUGUUUGAAACAGAAGUUUUUAAAAAUGUUCUUUGAUUAUUUUAUAUGUGCAUUUUAAGCUAAAUAACUGAAGAGAACAUCAUGGAAGGUUUAUGUUGUGCGACUUUUAAGUACUCAGAUAUACAGCCUCAGAGAUUUUUUUUUUACUGUUGUGUCAAUAGAAGUUAUUGAGGACAACUGAAUAAACUGA
Molecule: messenger RNA, 1528 nt
Organism: Cheilinus undulatus (humphead wrasse)
Lineage: Eukaryota; Metazoa; Chordata; Actinopteri; Labriformes; Labridae
Gene: mcur1
Product: mitochondrial calcium uniporter regulator 1
Exons: 9
Coding region: 70-996 (308 amino acids)
Biological process (GO): positive regulation of mitochondrial calcium ion concentration; calcium import into the mitochondrion
Cellular component (GO): mitochondrial inner membrane; mitochondrion
Source: RefSeq, a predicted model, not a curated record